Molecule: messenger RNA, 9044 nt
Organism: Anneissia japonica
Lineage: Eukaryota; Metazoa; Echinodermata; Crinoidea; Comatulida; Comatulidae
Product: bromodomain-containing protein DDB_G0270170-like
Exons: 12
Coding region: 151-4776 (1541 amino acids)
Biological process (GO): chromatin remodeling
Cellular component (GO): CERF complex
Molecular function (GO): protein binding
Source: RefSeq, a predicted model, not a curated record
GUUCGUCACGCACCGUGCAGACUCGACUCCAGACACCACCGGCGGCGAGAAAACGAGGAAAGAUGAAUGUUUAGAAAAUUCGGCCGAAAGGAAGCACUUAAUUUUGGUCAAUGAAUGUAUUGAUCUGCAAGUGUUUCGGUCUUAGGUGAUAUGGCUAACGAUACAAAAAAGGGAAGAGCCUCUUUGGUAGAAAUACAAACUUGGUGGAAAGUGCCAACAAUUGCUCAUUUUUGUUCCUUAUUUAGAGCUAAGUUUGGGUUGCCGGAUUUUGAGAUAGAGGAAUUGGAAGAGGCCUUAGUUUCUGAUACCCAAGAUGACCCUAACGAUUUCCUCAAGAAUCUUCUGGCAAGAAUCCUUUUCGGAUGUUACGGACGAAAGGACAUCAACUCUUCAAAUUAUGACAAGUACCUUCGUGACAUAAUGAAACAUCGUUGGGAGAUGGAGGAAUCGCGUGUGAACCCUUUAAACAGCGAAGACACCACAUAUCAUUCCUUACCAACACUAAGCAAAGUAGAACUUUUACAUGCCUUGUGUGAUUAUAGACUCGAUGCUGAGGAUGUCUCGGAUUUAUUGAAGGGUACCGUUGGUGAGCAUAUGAGGAUUGAACCACUUGGCUCUGACAGCGAGGGCGCCAAAUAUUGGUAUUUUUACGGAACACGGCUAUAUAAGGAAACCAAAAAGUUGACAAAAGCAGAAAAAGAGGAAUUACGAAAAAAGAGGGAAAAGGAAAAACGUAAGAAGAGACGAGAAAAGGCAAAAGAAAGAGCAAAAGAGAAAGAAAAACUAAAAAAAAUUAAGUUGGCCAAGAAGAAUGCUGGUGACCAGGCUUUGGAGGUAGACCAAAAUGACAGCUGUACGGAAGAAAACAGCCAAGACACACCGACCACUAGCACGACCGUGUCCAGUGAAAGUGAUAGUGAUGAUGAUUUGGAGCCACCUCGUUGGCAUCUUGUUUGUGACACGCAGGAUGACUGGGAGAUCCUGGCUCAGAAGUUUAAGAAGACGAAGAGCAAAAACGAGAAAGAACUCUAUCGAGCACUUGCUGAUGACUUCCUACCUGUAAUGGUUGAUCUCUAUAAUCAAAAGGAAAAAGCUUUGCGUAAGAAGUUGUUAGAAAUGGCCCCUAGGAGGACAUCGGGCCGCAUCCAAGAAAAGAUGCAGCGGAGAACUGAGGAGGAUGAUUACAUUGAGGGUUAUUCUGACACUGAAGGACACCAAGAGGAGGAUAAGUUCAGCUGCAAUGAGAGGCGUCACAGAAAUCGACUGCAGCAAAAAGAAUUGCAAAUUUUAGAAGAGCAGGAAGCAAAGAGGAGGAAAGAAGAAGAGGAAGAAAAAGCUAAGAAAGCAAAAGAAGAUCGAGCAAAACGUGUGCAGUUGCGAGAGGAAAGAGCCCGACUUAUAGCCGAGGGUAAGACGAUACCGAAGGAACUAAUGACCAUACCUCAAGCUCCUUCUGUGUCGCCAACACCAAAACCAAAGAAACCAAAAUUUUCUGGGGUUCGAGAUGAUGAAUUUGAUUCUCUGUACAUAAGCAUGCAUAAAGUCCUUGAUGCUGUCAAACGCCAUUCCAAUUCCUGGCCAUUCCUGGAACCUGUAAAUGAGGAGUAUGCCCCGAAAUACCUUGAAUAUAUCGAGAAGCCGAUGGACCUUGGGACGAUGGAGGAAAAGCUGGACAAAAAGCAGUAUUCAAGCAAGUCUGAGUUUGUUGAUGACAUGCAUCUGAUGUUUGAAAACUGUGAAACAUACAAUGGAUCUGAAAGUGAGUACACUGAAAUGGCUCGAACUCUGGAAGUUGUAUUUACAAAAAUGAUGCUAAGAUGUUUCCCUGAAGAUGAUAUUGAUUUCUUUGAUGAUGAAUUUUUUAUGAGUGAAAAUAGUGAACCAAGGAAAUCAAGUCGUUCCUCAAGAACCCGCAAAACUGUAGAGGAGCUUGAUAAAAAGGUGUUUGGAUCAUUUCGUGAAGACACUUCUGAAGAAAGUGAAUCUGAAGAUGAUAAUUACUUUCCAUCUGAGAAGAAAUUUAAAGGCAAGGCCAAAAGCCCUAAAAAGCGUCCCCAACGAAUGCCACGUGUAAAUUAUGCCAUGGAUGGCGAAGAAAGUUCUCGAGACGACUUAAGUAGAGCAUAUGCAUUAAGGAAUUUUUAUGGCAAUCGUGGUAUGUUCAAUGCGGAUCCAACAUAUGGAGUAACCUGUAGCCAUAUGAGUGUGAUGCGCGUUGUUGAUGGGAAGAUUGUUGAAGAACGAGGACCGUUAAUGCCUGUGACUCAAUCAGCAAGUACAAAGGAUGUUACCCAAUUGGAAGAUGAGGAUGAGAAGAGAAAAAAUCAAGUGGCUAGUCAGUCUUCAGUUGCAGUUUCAAAAACCGAAGGAGUGGAAACUAAAAAAGAGGAUAAAAAUGGACAAUCAGUGAAGAAAGAUCCAGAAGUAUAUGAGGAUCACAGUUCAUUGAAAAACAAUCUCAGUUCUUUCUUAAAACAUCCUAAAGUACGUUCAAAGACUGAACGUCUUAAGGAGGCAGAGAAAAAUUCUUUUGUGGUGAAUACGCCUGUAUCACUACCAUCAACAGUAUUUACACCAACAACAGUUUCAAAAGCAGUACCAGCAAUUCUCAGUAAAGGUAAUCGCUUGAAGCAGGAGAUGAAAAACAUUGCUGCGGAUGGAACAAAACAAUCAAAAUUAAACUCCAAAUUAAAAACUAAAAAAGCAGAUAAAAUUCUUAGCCAUAGUUCAUUUGUAUCAAAUGGACCAGAAAAUGUACAACAGGCUAAACCAGAACAGGAAAACAUUCAUGAUGAUAAAAUUAAAGUAGAUGAAGUUAAGUCAAAACAAGUUAGUGUUGAUGAAGUAGGGAAAAUCGCUCAACUUAAAACUGGCAACACUGAAGUGCCAUUAGGCUCCGGUCAUUCAGUUAACACUAAACUUCUAAAUCCAAUUCAUUCCAUUCCAAGUACCUCUAGUAUUAGUAGUGAGUCUUUACCACAAUCAACUGUUACAUUGUUGCCACUUUCAACUACAAAGCAAGCUAAUGAUUUCACUGAAAAUGAUGUUCGUUCAUUAAAUAGUUCCCACUCAGGCCAUCAACCAGAAACAUCCUGUUCUGAAUUACUAGUAGAAAAGCAAGAAGGCCAACAAGCAGCGGCCAUUCAAGAUCGAAAGUCUGUAAUCACUUUUCAACCAAAUAAUGCACCACAAUCAGAAGAAGUUGGUGUUGUAGCCGUUAAAAACAACUCAAACAAGCCGCAAGAACCAGGCAAUGAUCAUUGUAUAGAGAAGACCAUUCAAAUAAAAUCAUCCAAUAUAGGUUACUCUGCUCUUCAAGUAAAUUCACAAAGCAGCAUGGCUGACAUUUAUGUCGCAAAGCCUGUUAUGCAGCCUCACCAAAAAGUCUAUGUUGCAUCAAAGCCUGAGGCUCAGCGCUCCAUUGUGCAUGAGGAUUCUGACUUAAAAGAUUUGAUUGAUAUGGACACAAUUCAAGAUAAGAAAUCUAACUUCCCAACUACUUCUAUCAAUCAUAUCUUGUCCCCUGAAGUUAGUAGAAUAAACUCUUUCAACACUUCACCUUUGAUGAUGAAUAGGGUGUUACUGCCAAACAGUCUGACAAUAAAUCACAGUGGGUCUGCAGACACUUCCCAUAGCUUUACCCAGCUUAAAGGGAUACUGCAAAAUCCAGCACCUCACCAUCUCCAAAGAAGUGCUCAACCUAUGCAGCAUGAUUCAAGGUUCACACCUCAUCUUUCAGGGAGCAUACAGCACUCAGAUUCCAUUCAGCAACACACUGGGGACAGGCUACAGCACUCUGACGACAGGCUCCAGAAUCCUGAUGCCAGGCUACAUCAAACUAAUACCAGGGUACAGCAAUCUGAUACCAGGCUACAGCAACCUGAUGGUAGGCUACACCAACCUGAUACUAGGCUACAGCAUCCUGAUUCUAGGUUACAGCAAUCCGACGACAGGCUCCAGCACCCUGACGACAGGCUACAGCUUCCUGAUGCUCAGCUACAACAGCCUGAUACAAGGCUACAGCAUCAUGAUGCAAGGCUAUGGCACAUGGAUAACAGGCUACAUCAUUCUGAUGCCAGGCUACAUCAAUCUGAUACCAGACAACAGCACCCUGAGGACAGGACACAACCCCAUGAGGCUAGGCUACAGCAUCCAGAAGCCAGGCUACAGCAUCCAGAAUCCAGGCUACAGCAUCCAGAAGCCAGGCUACAGCACCCAAAUGCCAGGCUACAGAAUCAUGAGUCCAACAGGCUACAGCACCAGGAGACCAGUCUACAAUAUCAGGAAGCCAGCAAGCUACAACAGCACCAUGAGCCCAAGCUCCAACACCAGGAGACAAGAGUACAGCACCCUCAGGCCAUGCUACACCACCUAGAGGUCAGUCAGCAGCAGCGCCCUGAGGCCAGCAGGCUCCACCACCCGGAGGCUAGAAUGCAGCACCUGGAUGCCAGGUUACAACACUCAGAGGAUAACAGGCUACAUCAAAGUGAGGUCAGACACCCUGAACCCAGGCUACAGCAUCCAUUAAGUAGUCUACACCAAAAUCAAGACAGUAUAAGGCAGUCAACAGCCAGCAUGCAACAUGCAGGCAAUAGGCAGCUGAGCAGUCUACAAUACCCUCCAGCCCACCUGAAUUGGAACCAACACCAACAGUUGUAUCAAACACAGCCUGUUUUUCAGGUUGGGACGCAACCACCUGUUGGAAUGUCACAAGCUUACCAAAUGUCUGUACCUGGACACCCCUCUCUACAGAAUGGAAGCUUCCCACCAACUUGAACACAUUUAGUGUAUUUUGAUGUUUAAAUGUUUAUUCCAAUGUUACGCUUGCCACUAAUGUUGUUCUUAAAGAUAUACUGUUUGUGUUCAGCAAGAAAAUGCUUUCCUCGUCAGACAAGUGGAAAGUGGUAGCAUUCCUAUGUUAUUUGCAUAGACCCUUAAAUUGGCAAGUACAGUAUGGGCCAUCCACAAUUUUCAACAUAUUCAAAAGCAUACAAACAUGUUAUAGGGGAGGAAGGGGUUGAAAGUGUAGGCAUAAGUUCUCUUUUAUGAAAGAUGAAAUGAUGAUCUCAAAAUGACACAAAUCAACAUUUUAUUUUGUACUCUUUCAGGAGGAGAGAAGGGUGGGGGUGGGGGGUCACAAAAAAGGAAUUUGUUGUAUACACUUUUAUAAAUGUUGAAAAUUAUGGAUUGCCCCUACUCAAUUUAAGAAAUAAAAGGUCUGAAAAUCAACAAAAUUGAAUUGUUUUUUUUAUCUCUGUGCCUUUGAAUGUUGACAAGUUAUUAAUUGAUGGUUUAAUCUAAUUGAGAAACGGAGUCGGCACCUCUAUUCAAAUGUUGACUUAAUACAGUACGUUUCUUUUCUUAAGAGUAGAGCUUUUAAAAUGUAAUUUUUUUAAGGCGCACUGUUCCUUGUAGAGCGCCAUAUAAGAAUUUUGAAAUAAAUAAAUAAAUAAAAAUAAAUAACGUUAAGGGUUUUCAAGAGAAAGUACAGUAUACAAAUUCUAAGGUGUAUAAUUAUUUUAUUGAUGUUGCUAUGCCUCAAUUGUAGCCUGAAUGGUUUCACAUAUUUUUUAUGUCUUAGGGGUUUUUGUAUCAUAAUAGUACUGUGAUAUAGUAAAAUGUUUUUCUUUUCUUUUUUUUCUUUUUUUUGUAGAUCGUUUACAUUUUGUGGUGUAUUUGUGUUCUAUAAAUAUUUUAUUAUUUUUUGCAUAAUACUAGUAUUAAUAAUUAUUAUAUUGAUAAUAUUAAUAGUCAUAAUUUUUAUUGUUAUUCCAGAAAUUUUUAACUAGUAUUUGGCUGGUAUAUUAUUAUUACCGUAAUGAUAAGGCCAUGUGAAAAUAAGUUUUGAUUGUCUCCUCUUCAAAAUUAGUCCCAGUAUAUUACCUCCACAUCAGAUUAGCAUGGACUCCCAUAAUAUCUAAUUUGAUGUCCUCAUUUUCAUUGAGGGAUGGUUGUGUGAACAGUGAGAGGGGAAGAGAUGUAUUGUGUUCAUAGUCAUAAGCAUAUGCAAUUUUCCCUUUAAUAACUCAUGACUGUCCCUUUAAGACUGAUAUGAUACAUAACACAUUUCAAACAGUAAUGCAAAAUAGGUUAAUUGAUUUUGUAAUUUUGUUUGUAGGGGUUAAUGUGAGAAUAUCAUGCUUUGUAGGCAUAGGUUAUAUCAUGACAAUUGACAUUUAAUCUGUAAUUUAAUGGUAGGGAUUGCAUGCAUGUUAGUGUGCUGCAGGGCUAAUGCUAUUCUCACAAAUCAUACUUAAAUGGUAUUUCAUUCACAAUUAGUAAAAUGUAUUACAAUAAUCUAAUUGUUAACAGGUUUGCUUUUUAAAUGUAACUGAUAUACUAUCGCUAUCUAUUAUUGUUUUCAAAAUUGCACAAAAAUUAAUAUUAUGGUCAGAUACUGUACAUACAUGUGGUGACAGUAACUUUAGCAUUAUAUCAUUAUGGUUAUGAUUUAUCAUUAGCAAAAUAAUUUGUAUUAUAUUAUUAUUAUUCUUAUUAUUAUUAUUAUUAUUAUGUAUUGAUUAUUAUAUUUUGUUACUAUGUACAGUUGAACUUGCCUGAAUGAUUUUGAAAAAUUGUUUGACUUAGAUAAAAUUUGACUUACAGAUUGUUAAUUAAUGGAAAACACAACAACUUGGCAUGUAAAAUAAGACCGACUAUUAUUAUCAUUCGAGUUAGGCAAAGUCCACUCAGACAAGUUUAACUGUAAUAUAGGAGCCAUGGCAUAGCCUUUGAUCUUCCAAUCGAGAUAUUGGGGGUCGCAUCUGAGUCUGUUUUAUUCAUCAAGGCACUUUUUCUCGCCAUGCCUCUCUCCACCCAUGAGCUAAAUAAGUACCUGAUAGGAUAGUGAAGUAGUGUGUGUGUAAUGGAUUUUCCGCAGUGCAACAUGACUGGAAUACUCCCAAAGGAGUGAUGGCGGUUGCACAUUAUAUAAUUUCUUGAAUCUAGUGACCUGGAAGUUUGCAAAUGCCUUGCAUCUGUAGACAAAAAGGUGCUAUGUAAAUGUCCAUUGUUAUGUUAUUUCUUUUAUAUAAUUUUGUUGUAAUAAUAAUAAUGAUAAUAUUCAUUCUUAUAUAGCGCACAUAAGCAAGCUCUCAAUGCACUAAACAUAAGACUACCCCGGUCAUUGGAUCAAACACGUAUGGAACACAUACUCAGCUCCCUGGGGGAGAAUUCCAUAAUAUUGCAGCUAGUAAUCGGUGCAGUUGUGUUCAAACCUACCAGCUACCCACUUGUACUCCUGGGUGGAGAGAGGCAACCGUAUAUAAAGUGCCUUGUCCAAGGAUACAAACGAUUUGCACAGAGAAUUUCGAACUCCUGACCUCAAGGUUAUAUUAUUGUUAAUAAGAGAAUGGGAGUUAACAUCCAACAAUUUUUUUUAUUUGAAGUAAAAUAAAAUUACCUCUUUGAAAUGAAAUUAAAAAUUAACUCUACAAUGUUUUAUACAGUUUUGUAUUUAUUUAAAGCCAAUGACUUCUUUCAUAAAUUUCUGGUCGUUUUAGAUUGUGAAAGUAAUUAAGAGGUGGCGGCCCAAUGUAAGAAUAAGGGAGAGAAAUUUUUUUUUGUAUUUGCUUUCAAGUGGUUGAUAUAAAAUUCCUAUUAAAUGAAAUAUAUAUUCAUAACUAAUAAGACUGGAAGAUAUAAAAUAUUUAGACUCAGACGUGGUAAUUUUCUAUAUUAGUUUUGAAUUGAAUUAUAUUGCUGGGCUGAUUUAUAACAGUAUUUAAUUAAAAUGCUCUUCACUUUAGUUGUUAUUACUGUGUAGUUAACAGCAUAUGCAAGUCUUUGUUUAAUAUGCGUACUGAUGAUACAUACUAUGGUUACAUUUAGGAGCCAUUUAACAACAUAUUUUUAGUAAUGUUUUCCUAAGUGAAUGAUGCAAUGAAUUACAAUGCAUACUUGCAUACACUAUGCAUUAUUGGGUGUUCCGGGGCACGGGACCCCCAAUUGUGGAACCCUGUCUUAAAAAGAAUAUUUACUGUAUUAGAGUGCUAUUUACAGUGUCUGUUCUUAAAAUUUGCUGCAACAAUAGUGGGUUGGAGGUGGGUGUCUUUCAAGAUCGCGGAUCUCAGACAUCUCACUGGGGAACCUCGCUUUGUGUAUGGCUGUACAUUAUGUAAAUCCUAGCCAAUUUAAUUAUUAUGUUCUUAAUAUUACUAAAUAAGCUCUCAAUAUUAAAUUUAAUAAUUUACAAAAACUACUUGCAGUGAGGUGAAAUGAGAACUAUAUGUGUUGUUGGUCCCACUUCCCCCCUCCCCUUUCAGAUAUCUCUGGAUCUCCACUGAAUGUUAAUUAAUUUUGUCAGCAUUUUUGAGAAUGUCUGGUAUAGUAAUUAGGCAGAUAAUGAAAAGCAUUUGCAUUGUGAUUAUUAGAAGAAAUGGGAAUCAAUUUUUUUAUUCCUCAAUAGUCAGUAUGUAAAUCAAAUACUUAUUUGUUGACUCCUAUAUGGUAUGUAAACAAGUUUUGAAAAAUAUAAUUGACGCCUGAUGGAACUGCAGUUAUGGGGUGUAAGAUCAUAUAAUAGAAUAGCCUUUCCUUAUUUAUGUAUUUUUUUUUAUUUCUCUGUAUAUGGUUAUAUCAAGGAGGUUUUAUCAGUGUUUUUUGAAUUUAUGCUAACAUCUCAAUGAAAAAUGUUAAUGCCAAUGUUUUUAAAAAGUAUACUAAAAUUCACUGAAUCAAAUGUUUCUUGUCAUUCUUUUUGUUACAUACCGUACUCGUACUAAUUUGCUAUAUUUUUUUUACAUAUAUAUAUAAUUGUUAGCAACUUGUGAAAAAAUUAUCAUACCUUCAUGUAUUUCCUAGUAAGCUUAUCCUAUCUUUAAAAUGUAUCUGAGAAAAGAUUGUGUAUGUAUUUUUGUAAAUUGAGGAUUUAGAAUCUAGUUUGUAGCUCUGGAGAUAAAUGGUACACAGAUAAUUUGUUGUGUAGUCUGUAUUAAGUGUGCUUUGAACAUGGGUUCUCAAUUAUGUCACCAGUGAGUGGAGACAGGGUGACAACUGCUUCAAUGGAGCACAGCUAAUUCAAUAAAGACAAACUGACUUUGUUA